Messenger RNA from Ipomoea nil (Japanese morning glory), 1527 nucleotides. Its product is annotated as crocetin glucosyltransferase, chloroplastic-like. The transcript has a single exon. The record is from RefSeq and is a predicted model, not a curated record. The coding region runs from base 44 to 1435 and encodes 463 amino acids. Gene Ontology annotation, molecular function: UDP-glycosyltransferase activity. Lineage: Eukaryota; Viridiplantae; Streptophyta; Magnoliopsida; Solanales; Convolvulaceae.
AUUACACCUGACACCACACAUUAUAUUUCAUCACCAUCCAAGAAUGGAGGGCUGCCAUGUUCUUCUGGUCAUCUUCCCGGCGCAAGGCCACAUUAAUCCCUCUUUACAAUUUGCUAAACGUCUUGUCAAUCUGGGAGCUAAGGUCACCUUAUCAACAGGCUUCUCCGCUAUGAAUCGCAUGUCGAGCCGGCCGGAAAUACAAGGCCUAGACUUCGCCCCCUUCUCCGACGGCUACGAUGCCGGAUUAGAACCCGCCGACUUAAAGGACUUCUGGGCUUCCAUGAAGACCAGAGGCUCCGACGCCGUGGCCAAGCUUAUCACGGCCAAGAAGGAGGAAGGCAGGCCCUUCACCCGCCUUAUCUACACCUCAAUCAUGUCUUGGGCCGGGGUGGUGGCGCGUGGCCUUCACGUUCCGGUGACGUUGCUCUGGACCCAACCCGCCACGGUUUUGGAUAUUUACUACCAUUACUUCACGGAGUAUGGGGAUUUGUUCAGGAAUUGUUCUGGGAAUCAAGUGGUGGAGGUUCCAGGAGUGCCGGCUCUGGGUGUCAGAGAUUUUCCUUCUUUUCUGUUCUCCACUGAAACAAAUGUUAAUUAUGAUUUGGAUUGGGCUAUAGAAGCCAUGAGAGACCAGAUUGAGGAUAUCAACGGUGAAGAGAACCCCAAAGUUCUAGUGAACACUUUUGAUGCCUUGGAGUUUGAUGCUUUGAGGGCCAUAAAGAAGGUGAGAAUGGUUGGGAUUGGGCCUUUGAUUCCUUCUGCGUAUUUGGAUGGGGAAGACCCUUCUGAUACUGCGUUUGGGGGCGACUUGAGACAAAACUCAAACGACUAUGUUGAAUGGUUAGAUUCCCAGCCCAAGAGUUCAGUGGUUUACUUAGCAUUUGGUAGCUACGCUGAUGUUCCAAACACAAUGCUAGAAGAGAUUGCGCAAGGGCUUGUGAAGAGUAAGAUGCCAUUUUUGUGGGUUUUGAGAGAGACAUCCAAGGGCGAAAAGCCCGAAGAAAAGUUGAGGUGCAAAGAGGAGUUGGAGGCGCAAGGGAAGAUAGUGCGUUGGUGUGCACAAGUAGAAGUUCUGCAACACCCGUCUAUCGGGUGUUUCCUGACUCACUGCGGGUGGAAUUCAACGCUGGAAAGUCUGGCUUCAGGAGUGCCGCUUGUGGCAUGUCCGCUAUGGAACGACCAGUUCCCGAAUGCUAAACUCAUUCAAGAUGUUUGGAAGUUGGGGGUGAGAGUGAGUGCUAAUGAAGAAGGGGUUGUCAAAGCUGAUGAGUAUAAGAGGUGCAUAGAGUGUGUAAUGGGAGGAGGGGAAAAGGGAGAGGAAUUGAGAAAUAAUGCUAAAAAAUGGAAAGAAUUGGCUAAGGGUGCAAUGAAGGAUGAUGGAUCCUCAUAUUUGAAUCUCAAGGCAUAUAUGGAUGAAAUGCUUAGCAGUCCAUAAAUUAGUAUUGAAAUUAAUCUUUCAAGUAGUUUUGUUUUGGAAUAUACCGAUAUUUUUACUUUUUAAAUUAAUCAAAUUUUUAUUUUGAAAUA